UCCAACACAUAUUUCUCCAGUGCUCGCUGGUUGUAACUGUUGAAGCUCACAGCCCUCACGAAUUUGAGUUUAUAGUUGAAGCUGAGAGAGAAGUAAUGGGGAGUGCGCCAUCAAUGCUUACUCAAUAUGACAUUGAAGAAGUCCAAAGUACUGCAAUACUUUGUCAGGAAAUAGUGUCUCUGUACCAAAGGUUCUCCCAACUUGAUCGUAAUGCCAAAGGAUUUAUUUCAGCUGAUGAGUUCUUAUCUGUUCCUGAUUUUGCAACGAGUCCACUUUCUCAGGUGUACGAUUCAGAUCGCCAUGGGAAAGUGUCUUUUAAACAUAUGGUUGAAGUGCUCAAGGAUCUGUCAGCUCCAUUUAUAUCUGAUGAACAGAGAGAGGUAAUGAUCAAAUAUCGAUACUUUAACUGAAAUACUGUUUUGAAAGUUUGCUUUUCUUUUUCUUUUUUUUAACUGAAUUUUAGUUUAUGAGAUAUAGUAUUUAUGAAUUUCUAAAUAAAAUUUGGAUCUUGGGGUUCCAAAUUAUGGUAAAUGAAAUUAUAAAUUAGAGAGAAUAAAUUACAAAUUCUUCAGAUUGAUUAAGUAAUUUCUCAAGAAAAAAAUAAAUAAUGAGGUUAAGUUAUAAAUAAAAUUAGGAUAUAGAGUUGCAAAUUAUAAUGGAUGAAAUUGCAAAUCCGAGAGAGUAAGUUGUAAAUUUCUAGAGUUAAAUAAAUAAUCUUGUAAAAUUUAAUAUUUAUUUUUUUGUUUUUAUUAAAAAAUUGUGUUAUUAAAUUAAAAUGGAAAAUCAACUGCAAAACAAAGUAGAAGGAAAUGUAAAUUUCAGAAAGCAGGCUGCAUAUUUGUGAAUUUAAAAUUGUCAGAAAAAAUCAAUAUAUUUUGAAAUUUGU
Messenger RNA from Prosopis cineraria, 886 nucleotides. RefSeq lists its product as uncharacterized. The transcript is spliced from 4 exons. The coding region runs from base 96 to 410 and encodes 104 amino acids. The record is from RefSeq and is a predicted model, not a curated record. Gene Ontology annotation, molecular function: calcium ion binding. Lineage: Eukaryota; Viridiplantae; Streptophyta; Magnoliopsida; Fabales; Fabaceae.